Trachemys scripta elegans is the source of this 2996-nucleotide messenger RNA. It is a transcript of the gene POMP, whose product is annotated as proteasome maturation protein. The transcript has 6 exons. The coding region runs from base 151 to 576 and encodes 141 amino acids. The record is from RefSeq and is a predicted model, not a curated record. Gene Ontology annotation, biological process: proteasome assembly. Lineage: Eukaryota; Metazoa; Chordata; Testudines; Emydidae. Gene Ontology annotation, cellular component: cytoplasm; nucleus.
UCACGGCCUAGCCCCGCCCCCUGCCACAGGCCCGCCUUCCCCCUGUCUCACCGCGUUUCUUGCGUGUGACGUAGUACGCUGCGCUGGGAGCGGAAGUGAGGUCAUCAGUGCAGGCGGAAGCAGUGGCGGUUUGUGUGUGAGGGGGACAAGAUGAAUUCCAGAGGAGUUGGAUCUCAGCUUAAGGAUAGCAUCCCAAUUGCUGAAUUUUCAGCUAGUGGAGCAUUUGGAGGUCAUGAUAUUCUACGCAGAGGCUUUACAAGUGUAAAAAAUGAACUUUUGCCCAGCCAUCCUUUGGAACUGUCAGAAAAAAAUUUUCAGCUAAACCAAGAUAAAAUGAAUUUAUCGACUCUGAGAAAUAUUCAAGGACUCCAUGCACCUCUAAAGCUGCAAAUGGAAUUCAAAGCAGCAAAGCAGAUCCAACGUCUUCCAUUUCUGCAUAGCUCAAAUAUAGCGCUGGAUACACUGAGAGGAAAUGAUGAAUGCAUUGGUUUUGAGGAUAUUCUUAAUGACCCAUCGCAGAGUGAAGUUAUGGGAGAACCACAUGUGAUGGUGGAAUACAAGCUUGGUUUAUUGUAACACAAAUGUAGUCCGAACCUACUGUUCAUGAAAACAUUUCUUGUAUGUGUCUUUAUACUAUACUACAGGUUCAGUGUACAAUAUUAAUAUUACAUUGACACAAUGUUUUUGUUAACUUACUCACAGGAGAGCUCUUGCCUUACUUGAUGAAUAGGCACAUUAAAUGUUUAAAGUCUAUUAUGAUUUAUUCUCUGCUUACUGUCAAUAUAAAUGUCCUACAACUGGGUAUUUUAAAACUGUACAAGAAGAUGACUCUUCAUAUAUUGCUCAGGACAAUAGCUGCUUAGUUUUUGAAAUAUUAUACAUAUACUACAAGAAGUCCAAAAAUGCAUGUGCAUUUUAAAAUUGAUUACUGUAGGUAAAUGCAGGGAAUGCAUGUUCUUGCAAAAGAACAUUUUUCAAUAUGAAACAGGCAUUUUCCACUGAAUCACUUUUUGUUCUUGAAAUCUUUUAAACGUUGAAUAAAAAAUUGCUAUAAAUGCUGUGGUUUCCAAAAUAUAUUUAAUCACAACUCAAGUCCCUGACCUCCAACCCAAGCAAUGUUACUCUCAUCACUUGCAGCCCCUUUAAGGAACCUCAGUAGCUCACUGGUAGAAAAGAACCCUGCCACACACAUUUGUCUGCCCCAGCUAAGAUGUCCAAGAUGCUCAUUCACUGGAGCUCAGUUGCCCCUUAGGAUAGAAUUAGACACUGCUCCCUAGGAAGAGUUGGGAGCUGAAUUUGGCUUUACCAAGCUACUUUUGAGGGGGGGAACCCUCCUUUGGAUUUCACAACAGCCUUACUGGGCAAAAUUGUUCUGUGAAAUUAGAGCUUCUGUAGCCCUAUUUUGGGCUAUGUUCCAGCCUACAUGGAAACUUAAAAUAACCACUUAGCAACAUUUAACAUUUAAGGGAAAAAUACCACUGUUGAGAAAGAAAAUGUAAAAUUCAAAAUGUUUGUAUGCACAAAGGCACAUCUGACAGACUGCAUCACAGAAGUGUUACAGUAAGAACAUUAAUUUUUAUUUUACAUAACUGCAGAACAUACAAUUAAAACUGAACUGACUUGGUUGUAAGUAAACAAUCUUAUCUGGGGAUAACCAAAGGGAGAUUCUAAAAUUAAAAGCUACACAAAUGCAUCUUUUAUAAAUGAAUAGCCAGAUUAAAGCUGUUUUCUGUAAGUUUAAAGGGUGUAUUUUUAUUUAAAUUACACAGGCUGUGUUAAACUUAGAAUAGCUUGUAUGCAUAACAUAUUAUAAAUCCUUGCAAGAAGUUUAGGACCGUUCUCCUGUUGAUUCUCUUCCCAUACAAUGGUCAAAGUGUGUCAUGUACAUUUUGAGAAUGUAACCAGCCUAAAUGUUACGUAUUGCUGCAUCUUUUAGAAGCAGAGUCCUAUCACAAGAAUUACGCUCCAGUAGUUGAACUUCCUUCUUUGAUUUUUUUUUAAAUCAUCCAUCUCAAGACCCAAUGAUUGCAAAGAAAACCUUCCAAAAAUAAGCUUAAUGCAAUGAAGUCUCCCCAAAUCUGUAAAUGACCUGAAACAGUACUUCUGAGACAUGGGAAUUGCAUCCAUUCAGCAGAUUUGGAUGUUAACUCAAGCAUAAUGUUAAGAACUUAAAUGUCAGCCUUGUUCUCUACUCUAGCAUUGCUGAAUACUUCCACAGAAAUGUGCAGGUACAAGUUUAUUCCACAACCCCAAAGUGUCUGCUAUGCCUGUCUAUGUGCCAAAAGCCCCAACUGUUCCCUACUCCUGUGGGCCAAAACAACCAGCUUCACUUCCUACCAAUUCUACAAUGCAGUUAUGCAUUUUUAAUACAAAAUCUUGCAGCAAAUUGAAGAAUGUGGAGGCAGCAUGUUACACUCCAGAAGGGAUACUUUCCUGACUGCAUUAUUUAUUUUCAUAUUUAACUUAGUAAAAAGAAGAAAAAUCUUAAAUUUCUAAAUUAUCUAAGGUGGUUGUGGGAUUUCCAGUCUGCUUCACUGGAGAGCUGCAGAAGUCAGGGAGUCUUGUUAUAAAAGCAAAUUUACACCGUUUGCUGUAGAGUAUGUAGGGCCUUGCAUGUACAUUAUCUUCACUUAAGUGAGCUUAAAUUGGACAAAUGAGUGAACAAAUAUAGGCCUGUUAAUUUUUUUUUCUUGCUCUUUAGGGUGGUUUUCUGGUCUUCACUGUGAGCAGUCAUAAUUAGGAUAUUUGCUGCAAAUAUCUGGCCCAGCUAUUAAGUGACUAGAUUUCAUGGUGAGGCCUUGGCAUAGAGGAGUAGAAGGAAAUAAAUGGACAGGUGAGGACAGUGGUAUGGGAGUAGUGAAAGGGUACAAGGAGGACACAGGUUAAGCAAAUGGAUUCAAGGUAUAGGCUGAGGUGGAUAGCCUUGAAGGUAAGGACAAGAAGUGUAAACUUGUUACUUUGGGCAAGGGGGAACCAGGGAAAGGGUUUUGAAGAGG